This is a messenger RNA of Candidula unifasciata, 216 nucleotides long. NCBI's taxonomy places the organism in Eukaryota, Metazoa, Mollusca, Gastropoda, Stylommatophora, Geomitridae. The record is from the annotation of a GenBank genome assembly.
GGAGGAGGAGACAAGUGCGGGAUCUGUGAGAAGACUGUCUAUGCCCAAGAGAAGAUCGAGGCUGGGGGUGUGGCCUUCCACAAGACUUGCUUCAAGUGUUCCCACUGCAAGAUGACACUCAACUUGCAGAACUACGCUCAGGCCCAUAAAAAACUCUUUUGCAAGAAUCAUUACCAGUCGGAGGUGCUGGCCAAGAACUCACAGAUCGUGUCGUGA